Cinclus cinclus is the source of this 1248-nucleotide messenger RNA. It is a transcript of the gene SIGLEC15, whose product is annotated as sialic acid binding Ig like lectin 15. The coding region runs from base 1 to 1248 and encodes 415 amino acids. Gene Ontology annotation, biological process: regulation of actin cytoskeleton organization; regulation of osteoclast development; regulation of bone resorption. The record is from RefSeq and is a predicted model, not a curated record. Gene Ontology annotation, cellular component: plasma membrane. Lineage: Eukaryota; Metazoa; Chordata; Aves; Passeriformes; Cinclidae. The transcript is spliced from 5 exons.
AUGAGAGAGCUGGGCUUGGUUCUCCUGUGCCUCCUUCGCAUCUCCAGGAAGGGUGUGCAGAGCAAUGGCUGGUCUGUCCAUGUCCCAUCUGACGUUACUGGAGAGCUUGGGAAGAUGGUUAUCCUUCCCUGCACCUUCACACACCCCUACAAAACAUUUGACCGGGCCCUCACGGCCAUCUGGAGGAUCAAGGAGCCUUACAAUGGCACGGUGAUCUUCAAGUGUGUGAGCCAGAGCAGCAGCGAGCUCUGCAGGACUGCCAUCAGCCACAGGAACAAGUACAAGCUGCUGGGCAACCCCCGGCACAAGGACCUGUCCAUCAGGGUUGACAACCUCACCUGGAGUGACAGUGAGAGGUACUUCUGCAGGGUGGAGCUGGCUGGAGAUAUCCAGGACAAGUAUGAGAGCAGGAAUGGGAUAAAGCUGCACGUGAUUGCUGCCCCCAGGAUCAUUAACAUCACGGUCAGCUCCAGCAGGGAUCACACCUUCCAGGCUCGCUGCACAGCCGAGGGGGAGCCAGCACCUGCCCUGAGCUGGAGCGGACCCCCCGACAGCAUCCUGAGUUCCAGCAGCAACUCCAACCACCGGGUCACCAAGGAGCUGCGGUCCCUGACCCAGGAUGGGAAGUACACCUGCACUGCUGUCAACAGCCACGGCAGGGCAGAGGGAGCCCUCUACCUGUACAGGUUCAGAGCAUCCCACAGCUCCUCCUUCAUGAUCCUCGUCUUUGUGCCGCUGGGAAUCAAGCUGGUGGUUCUGCUGGUGAUACUGAGCUUCACCUUUUUCUACAGAGAAGUUUGUAAUGGAGCAGAAAAAGUUGCCUCACCAAAGCUGAUGAGCUCAGGCAAGUGUGCAGGGAAGAUUAAGUCACUACUACGAAGUGGUAGUGGAAGUCCCAAAGGCCACAAGGUCACAAAGGCCAAGCACAGACAAAUCUCCAACUCAACUGUAAACAUCCUCCAAGAUCAGGUGAAUAGUUCCACCUUAUGGUACAGAGCAGUAUGGGUCAAUGUGGAGAGGCAGGCAGAGGCCCAGUAUGGCUUAGAUGAGGAGGAGGAGGAGGAGGAGGAGAAAGAAUUAAGAAAGAGGAGGUGGCUUGAACUGAUUUUCAUGAUAAGUUAUAAUUACACUGAUGGAUUUGAUGCUCUGUGCAAACAUCUCAGUGCAGCAGCUCCAAAACUGUUCCCAAACAAUCCUGCUCCUGGUAACAACAACCACACUGACACUGAAAUGCCAUCAAGUAGUUAA